Molecule: messenger RNA, 882 nt
Organism: Phaeoacremonium minimum UCRPA7
Lineage: Eukaryota; Fungi; Ascomycota; Sordariomycetes; Togniniales; Togniniaceae
Exons: 3
Coding region: 1-882 (293 amino acids)
Source: RefSeq, a predicted model, not a curated record
AUGCAUCAAUUCGAAAGAACUCCUGGCAUCUGGCAGCACCCCACACCACAGCAGACAUUUCCCGAAGUCGAGUCUGGAAAACCAAAGCAUGACUACCUCCGCCAACGUCUUCGCUCCUUACCUCCGGAGAAGGAUGUCUCAUCAGAACCUGCAACUGUUGACGUCGCAGCGGCAUUCUUUAGUCGCUUGAACAAGCCCGCCCAGAUUGUCAAGCCGAAUACCAAUUUCCUGCAUCUAACCCCAGCGACUAUCUCAUCGAGCGGCAGCGCCGAGGAUUUGUCCCUCCUAGAUAAGCUGAAGCGCGAAUACAGCUUGUAUGCGGCUGAGCUUCAUGAGGAGACGGUGAAUCGCCUCCAAGGGGUACACUCCAAGCUUGGGGCCGUCGCUUCCUCUACUAGGGACCAGGACGAAGCUUUCCUUGCCGCUAUUACAGGAAAGAAGAGCCUUGUUCGCUCUCUCAACGCAUGUCGCACCCAGUAUGAGUGCAUAGAUGAAAAGACUGGCCGAAAAUCCACGGAGGUCGCGAGUAUCGGCGAGUGCAUCGGGUCCUCUGCAAAGCGUCUCACAGUACUCGAGACAGAGGUCCAGCAGCUGUGGGACCAAUGGGAGAUUGCGCAGAACGAGAUCUUAUCUAUUCUAGGAGAAAUGGCGAGCAAGGAAGUUCGGGGUGGUCAUCAUCAGAAUGGAGACGUUAAUGGAAUCCCCAUACUGUCAGCUACAACUUACGCUGAGUUCAACAAGGACUUCAAGGAUAUGGAGAUGGAGUGGGAGCACAUGGCACAAAGCUUCAUGAAAAAGGCCAAAGCAACAGAGAAUAACGCAUACAAGGCUGGGUGCGGUGCUAUCGCUGGUCUGGUGCAGCAAAAGAUGCUAGCUGAUUGA